CCGCGCUCUCCACUAAGAAAAGGAAGGGGCCGGGUCCUGCGCGCAGCAUUUUGGGAACGCGUGGUAUUCUGGGAGCGCGAGACCCGCCAUUCGCUUGGCUCACGCCUUCGCAGUCCCUGGAGUUGCCGCUGCACCGGAAGGGGAGAGUAGGCCGGAGCCGGUGAGAACUCUUUUCCUGCCAAGAUGUCUAUUGGUGUGCCGAUUAAAGUCCUACACGAGGCUGAGGGUCACAUCGUGACAUGUGAGACAAACACUGGUGAGGUGUAUCGUGGGAAGCUCAUUGAGGCAGAGGACAACAUGAACUGCCAGAUGUCCAACAUCACAGUCACAUACAGAGAUGGCCGAGUGGCACAGCUGGAACAGGUGUACAUCCGUGGCAGCAAGAUCCGUUUUCUCAUUUUGCCUGACAUGCUGAAAAAUGCACCCAUGUUAAAGAGCAUGAAAAAUAAAAACCAAGGCUCAGGGGCUGGCCGGGGAAAAGCUGCUAUUCUGAAGGCCCAAGUGGCUGCAAGAGGAAGAGGACGUGGAAUGGGGCGUGGAAACAUCUUCCAGAAACGAAGAUAAAUUUAUCUGUUGAACAGAACUUUGCCGUUAUUUUUUCUUUUAGGUUAUCUGUGUUCAGGGGGGUGUGUGCUUAUGUAUAUGUUCUAGCUUUUCUUUUGACAUCUUUCUCUUUAGAUCAGGGGAAAUGUUAAACUAAAUAAAUAUGGUGGUCCUU
This is a messenger RNA of Lontra canadensis (Northern American river otter), 718 nucleotides long. RefSeq names its product small nuclear ribonucleoprotein D3 polypeptide (gene SNRPD3). The record is from RefSeq and is a predicted model, not a curated record. Gene Ontology annotation, molecular function: RNA binding. Bases 184 to 564 code for a protein of 126 amino acids. The transcript is spliced from 4 exons. Gene Ontology annotation, cellular component: U5 snRNP; U12-type spliceosomal complex; U1 snRNP. Lineage: Eukaryota; Metazoa; Chordata; Mammalia; Carnivora; Mustelidae. Gene Ontology annotation, biological process: spliceosomal snRNP assembly; RNA processing.